Messenger RNA from Candoia aspera, 3332 nucleotides. RefSeq names its product frizzled class receptor 1 (gene FZD1). The transcript has a single exon. Gene Ontology annotation, biological process: canonical Wnt signaling pathway; non-canonical Wnt signaling pathway. The record is from RefSeq and is a predicted model, not a curated record. Bases 498 to 2309 code for a protein of 603 amino acids. Gene Ontology annotation, cellular component: plasma membrane. Lineage: Eukaryota; Metazoa; Chordata; Lepidosauria; Squamata; Candoiidae. Gene Ontology annotation, molecular function: Wnt receptor activity; Wnt-protein binding.
GAGGGGAGAAAAUCACUCUCCAGACACCUCCACUUCUCCUGCGUUCGGAAGCGGGAAGAAAUAUUGGGCGACGGUCCCUGACGCUGGCAAACUUAGGCGUCGGUUUCAAAGCUCCUCCCUUCUGGUGAAAGGCAGACUGCGGGGUGCCUGGAAACCGGUUCGAGGGAGAGAGGGCUUGAGGGAUUGCCACAAAUGGUCAGGCGGCAGCGGUGGCGGAAGAAGAAGAGGCGGCGGCGGCCGCAGCAGCAGCAGCAAGAGCGAAAGCAGCUGGAUCUGCUGCGCUCUGCCCGGCGGAGGCGAGAGGGCUGGCGGCGCGGUGGAAGAGUGCGCGGCGGCAGCUGCUGAGCUGGCCCCUUCCUGGGCUCUGCUCCCUCCUGCCUUUCCUUCAUGAGUCUCAAGUUUGCGCUGGCAGGAGACCGAAGACGCAGCAGCCCGGGCCGGGAGGCGGCGGCGGCGGCGGCGAUCGGGGCAGAGGGGGCGAGAGGAACCGGCGAAGUAUGGCCGAGAAGUGGAGUCGGCAAGUUUGCAGCGGCGGCAAAGCGGUGGCGGCGGCGUCAGCAGGGGGUAGCCAGGCCCUAGUGCGCUCUCCGUGGCUGCUCCUGCUGCUGGCGGUGCUGCUCGUGUGGACGGAGGCUCCGAUGCUCUCAGCUCGGGGCCAGGCGCCACCCCAGCCGCAGUACAACGGCGAGCGUGGCAUCUCCGUGCCGGACCACGGCUACUGCCAGCCCAUCACCAUUCCGCUCUGCACGGAUAUCGCCUACAACCAGACCAUCAUGCCCAACUUGCUGGGCCACACGAACCAGGAGGACGCCGGCCUGGAGGUGCACCAGUUCUAUCCGCUGGUGAAAGUGCAGUGCUCGGCGGAGCUCAAGUUCUUUCUCUGCUCCAUGUACGCGCCCGUGUGCACCGUGCUGGAACAGGCGCUGCCUCCCUGCCGCUCCCUCUGCGAGCGGGCGCGCCAGGGUUGCGAAGCGCUCAUGAACAAGUUCGGCUUCCAGUGGCCGGACACGCUGCGCUGCGAGAAAUUCCCCGUGCACGGCGCCGGCGAGCUCUGCGUGGGCCAGAACACCUCCGAACGGGGCACGCCCACCCCCUCUCUGGGACCCGAGUUCUGGACCAGCAACCCCCAGCUCAGGCCCGGGGGCGGGGUGGGAGGCGGCGGGGGCGGCGGAGGGAGCCACCUGGCGGACCGGGCGGGCAGGUUCAGCUGCCCCCGGGUGCUCAAGGUGCCCUCCUACCUGAAUUACCGCUUCCUAGGCGAGAAAGAUUGUGGGGCCCCCUGUGACCCCGGACGCCCCUAUGGGCUCAUGUACUUUGGGCAGGAGGAGCUGCGCUUCUCGCGGACCUGGAUUGGCAUCUGGUCGGUGCUGUGCUGUGCCUCCACCCUCUUCACGGUUCUCACCUACCUGGUGGAUAUGAAGCGGUUCAGUUACCCCGAGAGACCCAUCAUCUUCCUCUCAGGUUGCUACACUGCCGUGGCUGUGGCCUACAUCGCAGGUUUUCUGCUGGAGGAGAAAGUGGUGUGUAAUGAGCGCUUUUCUGAUGAUGGCUCACGCACCGUAGCCCAGGGCACCAAGCGAGAAGGGUGCACCAUCCUGUUCAUGAUGCUGUACUUCUUUGGUAUGGCCAGCUCCAUCUGGUGGGUCAUCCUGUCCCUCACAUGGUUCCUGGCUGCAGGCAUGAAGUGGGGCCAUGAGGCCAUCGAGGCCAACUCCCAGUACUUCCACUUGGCUGCUUGGGCUGUUCCAGCCAUCAAAACCAUCACCAUCCUGGCUCUGGGGCAGGUAGAUGGAGAUGUGCUGAGUGGUGUCUGUUUUGUGGGCAUCAACAACGUAGAUGCUUUGCGGGGCUUUGUGCUGGCGCCAUUGUUUGUGUACUUAUUCAUUGGCACUUCUUUCCUCCUGGCUGGAUUUGUGUCCCUUUUCAGAAUUAGGACUAUUAUGAAGCAUGAUGGCACCAAAACAGAAAAACUGGAAAAGCUGAUGGUGAGGAUUGGGAUCUUCAGUGUUUUGUACACAGUGCCUGCCACCAUCGUGAUUGCCUGCUAUUUUUAUGAGCAAGCAUUUAGGGAACAAUGGGAAAGGAGUUGGUUUGCUCAAAGCUGCAAGAGCUAUGCCAUUCCUUGCCCCAGUAACCACCAUCACCCCCCCAUGAGCCCAGACUUCACGGUCUUCAUGAUCAAAUAUCUCAUGACCUUAAUUGUGGGAAUCACUUCAGGCUUCUGGAUCUGGUCUGGAAAAACACUCAAUUCCUGGAGGAAGUUCUAUACCAGACUUACCAACAGCAAACAAGGGGAAACUACAGUGUGAAGUUCCACAUCAGCUUGGCUUGUUCACACACACACUUUGCUGUUUGUCCACAGCCCUGACCAGAGAGUGGAAGAGGAGAGAUGGAGAGAGAUGUACACAUCCUGAAACCAUAUAGGUCAGAGAUUUUUUCCCUUCAGCCCACAGAAAACUGAUACUAAGGACAUUGAUAGAGGAACAUACCGUUCUCCUUUUCUUCAUCUGGACUAAAUUUACCCUAAAAACUGGGAAUGUGAUUUUGAGGUUGUUGUAAAUAGUCUCUGUAAGAUUUUGUAAGUAUAUUUGUAUUUAAGUUGAAAAGCUUUUUGGUAUAUAUUUAAAACAUUUUUAAACUCCUUUUGCAGACUUUUCUGUUUUGAAGUACAAGAAAAGAAAACAAAUGUUCUGUUUUAUUUUCAGGGCAGCAUUGAAAAAUGAGUUGCUAAGAGACCUUCUCUUGUAGGUCCAAGAUUAGGACUGACUGAUUUGUAAUUGGUCCUGAUACUGGAGCCAUUUACAAUCAGGAACCUCAGGGCUUCAGGAAACCCAUCUAGUAGGUUGUUGGUGGCACAGUUAAUGGGAUACGUGUUGCAUACCAGCUGCAGACAAAGAGUGGAACAAUCCUUCCUCCGUAUAACCUGAAGGAAAAAAGAGCAAGCCGUCCUACCUGUUGUAGUAAUACUGUGGGAGGAGCUUGCGGAAGAGAACUGUCUUAGCCAAACUACAUGCUCAGCCCUUGUGGAAGUAAACGCUCAGCCACCAAACUGAGCGGGAGCUUUCUCAGCCAUGUUUAAAGUUGUGACUUCUAAAAGUGUAGAAUGGAAUAGCUGGGAGUGAAGUGUUCUUACCAUCUCCCGUCCACAUUUGAUAAAUAUUAAAGAACUGUAACUUUUCUCCUAACUUUGUAAUAUAUUGAGCUUACAAUUUGCUUUGUAUCUUCUGUAGAAACAAGUCUCUCGGCUGUUACUAUUAACUUUGCAGUAGGCAGGAAGGCUGUUCUCUUUUUUUUGAUUGUAAUUCGAUACUCCCUUUAAUAACAUUGUUCUG